This is a messenger RNA of Chinchilla lanigera (long-tailed chinchilla), 4041 nucleotides long. It is a transcript of the gene Phc1, whose product is annotated as polyhomeotic homolog 1 (Drosophila). The transcript has 15 exons. Gene Ontology annotation, cellular component: PRC1 complex; nucleus. NCBI's taxonomy places the organism in Eukaryota, Metazoa, Chordata, Mammalia, Rodentia, Chinchillidae. The coding region runs from base 161 to 3205 and encodes 1014 amino acids. Gene Ontology annotation, molecular function: protein binding; zinc ion binding. The record is from RefSeq and is a predicted model, not a curated record.
UAACCCAGUCAAAGGAGGCAACUGGAGGCUUCCCAGUAAAUGGUGACCUUUAUCACCGUAUGAUAAGGCUGUAGAGAGAGAUCCAAGUCUUGAGUUGGAGCACCAGCACCACCACCAGCGCCAGCAACAGCACCAGCGGUGGGGAGCCUGGGCUGCUGUCAUGGAGACUGAGAGCGAGCAGAACACGGGUUCCACCAACGGGAGUUCCAGCUCCGGGGGCAGCUCUCGGCCCCAGAUAGCGCAGAUGUCCCUGUAUGAGCGGCAGGCGGUUCAGGCUCUGCAGGCUCUGCAGCGGCAGCCCAAUGCGGCUCAGUAUUUCCACCAGUUCAUGCUCCAGCAGCAGCUCAGCAAUGCCCAGCUGCACAGCCUCGCUGCAGUCCAGCAGGCCACGAUUGCUGCCAGUCGGCAGGCCAGCUCUCCGAACACCAGCACCGCGCAGCAGCAGGCGCCCACCACCCAGGCCUCAAUCAACCUGGCCACCACCUCCGCUGCCCAGCUCAUCAGCCGAUCCCAGAGCGUGAGCUCCCCCAGUGCCACCACCUUGACCCAGUCUGUGCUACUGGGGAACACUACCUCCCCACCCCUCAACCAGUCCCAGGCCCAGAUGUACCUGCGGCCACAGCUGGGAAACCUAUUGCAGGUGAACCGGACCCUGGGCCGGAAUGUGCCUCUGGCUUCCCAGCUGAUCCUGAUGCCCAACGGGGCGGUGGCCGCUGUCCAGCAGGAGGUGCCCUCGGCUCAGUCUCCCGGAGUUCACACGGAUGCAGAUCAGGUGCAGAACUUGGCAGUGAGGAACCAACAGGCCUCUGCUCAAGGGGCCCCAAUGCCAGGCUCCUCCCAGAAGGGCAUUCCUCCUGGAGCCUCUCCUGUCUCCGGCCUCCCGCAGGCCUCAAACCAGGCCCUUGCUGUGGCACAGGCUUCUUCGGGAGCCUCAGGCCAGUCCCUCAACCUCAGUCAGGCUGGUGGAAGCAGUGGGAGUAGCCUCGCAGGGUCCCUGGGUCCAGGUGGAGGUGGCCAGGCACCUGGGGGUUUGGGUCAGUUGCCUUCCUCAGGAAUGGGCGGGGCAGGCUGUCCCAGGAAGGGCACAGGAGUGGUCCCACCCCUGCCGGCAGCCCAGACAGUGACUGUGAGCCAGGGCAGCCAGACAGAGGUGGAAAGUGCAGCAGCCAAGAAGGCAGAUGCAGAUGGGAGUGGUCAGAAUGUGGGCAUGAACCUGACGCGGACGGCCACCCCUGCCCCCAGCCAGACUCUUAUUAGCUCAGCUACAUACACACAGAUCCAGCCCCAUUCACUGAUUCAGCAGCAGCAGCAGAUCCACCUCCAGCAGAAGCAGGUGGUGAUCCAGCAGCAGAUCGCCAUCCACCACCAGCAGCAGUUCCAGCACCGUCAGUCCCAGCUGCUGCACACAGCCACACACCUGCAGUUGGCCCAGCAGCAGCAGCAGCAGCAGCAGCAGCAACAGCAACAGCAGCAGCAGCAGCAGCAGCAGCAACAACAGCAGCAGCAGCAACAAGCCACAACCCUCACUGCCCCUCAACCACCACAGAUCCCUCCUACUCAGCAGGUCCCACCUUCCCAGUCCCAGCAGCAAGCCCAGACCCUUGUGGUUCAACCUAUGCUUCAGUCUUCACCGCUGUCUCUUCCACCGGACCCAACCCCCAAGCCGCCCAUCCCCAUCCAGUCCAAGCCGCCCUUAGCGCCUAUCAAACCUCCUCAGUUAGGGGCUACAAAGAUGUCAGCUACCCAGCAACCACCACCCCAUAUCCCUGUGCAAGUUGUGGGUACCCGGCAGCCAGGUACAGCCCAGGCACAGGCUUUGGGCUUGGCACAGCUUGCAGCCACUGCCCCUUCUUCCCGGGGGAUGCCAAGUUCAGUGCAGCCUGGCCAGGCCCACUUGGCCUCCUCCCCACCUUCAUCUCAGGCUCCCGGCACACUGCAGGAGUGUCCUCCUACAUUGGCUCCUGGGAUGACCCUUGCUCCUGUGCAGGGGACAGCACAUGUUGUAAAGGGUGCGGCCACCACAUCGUCACCUGUGGUUGCCCAGGUCCCCGCUGCCUUCUACAUGCAGUCUGUGCACCUACCGGGUAAGCCCCAGACACUGGCCGUGAAGCGCAAAGCUGAGUCGGAGGAGGAGAGAGACGAGGUUUCCACGUUGGGCUCAAUGCUGCCUACCAAGGCGUCUUCAGCUGCAGAGAGCCCAAAGGUCAUGGAGGAGAAGAGCAGUUUUGCGGAGAAAGCUGACCCCGGGGCCAGCAUGAAUGCCAACCCCCCCAGCAGUGAGCUCGUAGCCCUGGCCCCCACCCCGGGAGCACCACCUCCUUCGCUGGCCAUGGUGUCCAGACAAAUGGGAGACUCGAAGCCCCCGCAGGCCAUCGUGAAGCCUCAAAUUCUCACCCACAUCAUUGAGGGCUUUGUUAUCCAGGAAGGAGCAGAACCUUUUCCGGUGGGCUGUUCUCAGUUACUAAAGGAGUCUGAGAAGCCGCUACAGACCGGCCUCCCAACAGGCCUGAGUGAAAGUCAGUCAAGUGGCCCCUUAGGAGGGGACAGCCCUUCUGCUGAUUUAGAUAAGAAGGCAAACCUCCUGAAGUGCGAGUACUGUGGGAAGUACGCCCCUGCAGAACAGUUCCGAGGCUCUAAGAGGUUCUGCUCCAUGACUUGUGCCAAGAGAUACAAUGUGAGCUGCAGCCACCAGUUCCGGCUCAAGAGGAAAAAAAUGAAAGAGUUUCAAGAGGCCAACUACGCUCGAGUUCGUAGGCGUGGGCCCCGCCGCAGCUCCUCUGACAUCGCCCGAGCCAAGAUCCAGGGCAAGCGCCACCGGGGUCAAGAGGAUUCCAGCCGGGGUUCAGAUAACUCCAGUUAUGACGAGGCACUCUCCCCUACAUCUCCUGGGCCACUGUCAGUACGAGCUGGGCAUGGAGAACGUGACCUAGGGAAUACCAUUACGGCACCACCAACGCCAGAGUUACACGGCAUAAACCCUGUGUUCCUGUCCAGUAAUCCGAGCCGUUGGAGUGUAGAGGAGGUGUAUGAGUUCAUAGCUUCUCUCCAAGGCUGCCAAGAGAUCGCAGAGGAGUUCCGUUCCCAGGAGAUUGAUGGACAGGCUCUUUUAUUACUUAAAGAAGAACAUCUUAUGAGUGCCAUGAACAUCAAACUGGGCCCUGCCCUUAAGAUCUGCGCCAAGAUAAAUGUCCUCAAGGAGACCUAAGGUGGCCCUCGUGGACAACGCAGCUGCAAGUGGACACUCCCUACUGUCCAGGUCACAACCUGGAAUCAGCAGACUUUACAGGGAAGAAAGAGCUGUUCCAAUUAUGUGACCUUCUGGAGGGGGACUACUGAGCAGGAAGAAGUGUAAGAAUUGGUUGCUGGUGCUACAUGGUGGCAGCUUUGACAUUUUCUCUGGUUUUCAUUUUCUUUUUAAAAAUGUUCGCAAUUCUCACCAUAUCCACCUGCCCUAACGCCAUCUUUAUAAAGAGGCAGUCUAGACAACCAGGACGGCCCAGCCUUAUCCUGGAGUGGAGCAUCUAGCCACCGUCUCAGUUCUCCAGAAGAGGAGUGUGCUGUAUGGUAAGGCAAGGACGUGGAAUGUAGGUUUGCCUCCCAGGGGCAGAGGUUGGGUUUUUCUAGCUUGUGUGACACAAAUAGCAAAAUCUGGUACUCACCCUCUUCCCUCGGGAUUGUCCCACCGUAGCUGUGGCCCAGUUUUGUUAUCACCUAUUCCCUUAGUAUUGAGUAUUUCUCCUGUAUCCAUGGCAGGGUCACCAGCUGGUGGAAACUUGGUUGGCAUCUUUCUGAUUUGCUGCAGGGACUAAAAGCGUUUGACUGGCAUACGUGUGGUUAUUGUCAUCUUUUCUGCAUCCCCCUGCUUCCUACCAAUUUUCUGUUGUUCUCUAGCCUCUUUCUUUUCACUUCCAACCUCACUCUGCCCUAUAGCUUUAUAAACAGGUGUGUGUGGGUCCGAGGUCAGGAUUGUAAGUACCUGCCUUAGGGACUAUUCCUUAUACAACAAAAUAUUAAAUAUUUUUUUCUUCCUCAGUAAAAGGA